UUGAUUGGUAUACACCUGUGUCCAUGGAGGGGAUUGGGCCACCUGAAUCACAUGAUAUGGAGGGGAUUGGAGCACCUGAAUCACAUGAUAUGGAGGGGAUUGGAACACCUGAAUCACAUGAUAUGGAGGGGAUUGGAGCACCUGAAUCACAUGAUAUGGAGGGGAUUGGAACACCUGAAUCACAUGAUAUGGAGGGGAUUGGAACACCUGAAUCACAUGAUAUGGAGGGGAUUGGAGCACCUGAAUCACAUGAUAUGGAGGGGAUUGGAACACCUGAAUCACAUGAUAUGGAGGGGAUUGGAACACCUGAAUCACAUGAUUGGGAGGGGAUUGGAACACCUGAAUCACAUGAUUGGGAGGGCGGGUACAAUACUUGGGGCAAUAUCGUGUAUUUUGGACGC
This is a messenger RNA of Staurois parvus, 401 nucleotides long. Lineage: Eukaryota; Metazoa; Chordata; Amphibia; Anura; Ranidae. The record is from the annotation of a GenBank genome assembly.